This is a messenger RNA of Arachis duranensis, 573 nucleotides long. RefSeq lists its product as uncharacterized. The record is from RefSeq and is a predicted model, not a curated record. Lineage: Eukaryota; Viridiplantae; Streptophyta; Magnoliopsida; Fabales; Fabaceae. Bases 1 to 573 code for a protein of 190 amino acids. The transcript is spliced from 2 exons.
AUGGCCAACCCAAGAGAGAAAUGUAAGGCCAUCACACUAAGAAGUGGAAGAGUUGUAGAAGAAGCAACCCCAGGCCAAAGCAACCAAGAAGAAGAAGCUGCAAGGGAACCUGAAACCAAGAAAGAAGAAGAGACCUCUGCACCAUCCUCACCAAAGCAAGUCCUAAAGCCUUAUGUGCCCAAGGCACCCUAUCCACAAAGACUGAAGAAGGAUGGAAAAGACAAAGCUCCCCCAAAAACUGAAAGACCCUGGGAGCUUCCAAAUCCCUGUAUCAUUGGGGAUAUAAACAUUGAGAAGGCACUAUGUGAUCUAGAAGCCAGCAUCAACCUCAUGUCAUUGGCUAUGAUGAAGAGGAUGAGAAUAGAAGAGGCCAAGCCAACAAGAAUGGCACUUCAAUUGGCUGACAGAACAUUUAAAUUUCUCCAUGGUGUAGUGGAGGAUUUGUUGGUGAAAGUGGGAGAGUUCAUCUUUCCAGCUGAUUUUGUUGUGCUUGAUAUGGAAGAAGAGGCUAACACAUCAAUCAUUCUAGGAAGACUAUUCUUAGCUACUGCUGGGGCCAUAAUUGAUGUUUAA